AUGCCUAUGACGUGGAACGCUGAUACGGACGCGAAGCUAUUCGCAGCUGUCCUCGCGACCUCUGAUGUCAAAGUCAAUCACGCAGCCGUAGCUCAAAUCAUGGGUCCUGAGUGCACCGCCAAAGCGGUUAUUCACCGGAUCAAUAAUAUCAAGAUCAAAGCGACAAAGGCCGACGCAACUACUGUAGAAGGCACUCUACCUGCUUCUGCAAAGACUCCAACUCCAAAACGCGGUCGUAAGGUGAAGACGGAAGCUGACGAGGAGGAGUCCCCGACCAAGAAAACUAAGACUGCUGCGGCUCGAAAGACCAAAACCAAGGCUCCAGUCAAGAUGGAACCAGCUGAAGACGAACAGCCCAAGGUCGAGAAUGUUACCGAUGGCAAUAACUAGGUGAACAAGCUUCACAGAACUGUUGUGAUUGGAUUUCUUUUCCUCGACUCAAACCGAGGAGUGUGCUGUGGACGAGAUGGUGAUCUCAGUGGUCAAUGAGAAAUGCUUGCGGAAAAUCAUGGCAUUGUCUCAAGCC
Molecule: messenger RNA, 526 nt
Organism: Exophiala oligosperma
Lineage: Eukaryota; Fungi; Ascomycota; Eurotiomycetes; Chaetothyriales; Herpotrichiellaceae
Exons: 3
Coding region: 1-390 (129 amino acids)
Source: RefSeq, a predicted model, not a curated record